Molecule: messenger RNA, 4923 nt
Organism: Cyclopterus lumpus (lumpfish)
Lineage: Eukaryota; Metazoa; Chordata; Actinopteri; Perciformes; Cyclopteridae
Product: proline-rich transmembrane protein 3
Exons: 4
Coding region: 312-3434 (1040 amino acids)
Source: RefSeq, a predicted model, not a curated record
GGGGGGGAGCGGCGUGGAGGGGGCGUUCAUCUGCUCAGUAGCUCGUGUGGCUCGGGAGCUGGCAGCGGCACAAGGCUGCUGUAGCUCUCUGCGCGCGGACCGUUCUCACGCGCACGUUACCCCCGGUUGGACUAACGUUUUUAGUUUUUGGGGAGCAGGACUCCGGGUCCCGGUCCCGAUUCUUAUCCACCGUAUCUGCCGCAGAGGAGUCCGAUCGGAGCGGAGGACCCCCCCAACCGGCACAGACCCGCAGCAUCACAGUUGAAGGAUGGUGUGACCAGUCACCGGCGCUCACCACUCAGAGGCGGACCAUGGCUCGCAUGUCUCUCCUUUUCCUGGGCUUCCUCCUCUCCGUCCUCCAUCCCACAGACGCCCAGACCAUCAUUGGCUCCUCCUCCUCGUUCUCCCUUCUGGACCUGCCCAUCAAUUCAUCACCUCUACCUACGAAGCAGACCGCUAGAUUCUGGCCUUCUCUGCCUCCCAGAGGGCGCAGCGACGUGCCCAUCAGAGCAACAGCCGGAGAUAGGCAGGCAACCACGAACGCAGCGCAACCGGGGAGCAGGACGCCUCGUCCCACCGCGCGGUCCACUCCUCCUUUCAUAUCCGCACUUUCGACGCAGAACCUCAGCAGCGGGACGAUUUUAUCUCGACCCACUGCCUCCAGGCCCAGGACCGAUACGGCCAGUUUAGCCUUCGGCAGGGCUUUUCUAAAAGGGGACGCCACAACGAAAGGCUCAACUCCUCCUCCGCCCACUCUGACCUCCGAGUCCGCGGGCGAUAAGCCGGCGGCGGCAGGAAAUCCAGGGGAGGGGUCACCCAAAGAGACGGAGGACGCCGAUCUGCGAGAGUUUGGAUCGGGUAGCAUUCCAUCGGCGAUGCCCGCGAGCGAGGAAUCGCCCGUUCCGUCUUUGGAUGAACUGGCUCAGCGUCGUCCACAGGCGCAGACGGCGAUAUCCAACGUCUGGGAUGUAAGAACGCCGCCGCAGCCGGACAGUCGGACCACGGAGACGCACCCGUUCGCCCUCACGGCGGCCGGUAAAACCUCCACGACGCCACGGACUGAGACCGGGGCCCCGCCGGCCGCCGUGGCAACGACGCAGGCGCCGCCUCGGACCGCCGCGUCGUCAGGCAAACUGGUGGAGAACACUCCUUCCACCGUCAGGGAGACGUCUACGUCCACCGCGUCCUCCAAACCCACGAUGAGCUAUGAACAGUCGCCGACGGCGGACCGGCCGCCAGACGCCACGACGACCGCCUCUACGACCGGCGCGCUGCUUCCCACCACGCGGGAGGCCGCGAGAACAUCCUCCCAAACGACCCGUCGGCCAAUCAAAACGGUUCAAAUGGGAAGAAGCGCAGCCGCCACGACGACUGCCCAGGGGACCUCUUCCGUCCUCGCCACCGCUGUCAUACCCGUCGCCCGAACGAGGCUGAGCCCCACACAUCAGGCCGGGAUUGCUCAGAGGAACCGCUCCGUCCUCCUGGGGCACCCCCACCUAGCCCCCUACUCUACGUCUAACCCCGCCCCCUCUCCAAGCGACCCCGCCUCCCCUAACGGCACGCUCCUCUACUGGGGCGACCUGAGCCGGACGCUGGCUUUCGCCUGGGAGCUGCACGUCUACGGCUCGGCGAGUCUCUUCCUCCUCCUGUUUGCCGGGGCGGCCCUCGGCCUCACCCUGUCCCCCGGGGCGAGCUGCCCUCACCGGGGGGCUCUUGCGCUCGCCAACGCUCUGCUGUUCCUGGCCGGCGGCCUCAGGGCCGCGCUCUUUCUGAUCGACCCCUACGGCACCCGGAAGCUCCUCCCUCGCCCCGCGGUCACGGCCCUCUACAACUUGCCUCUGCACCUCCUGGUGUGGACGCAGGCGGCCCUGGCUCUGCUGGCUCUGAGGGUGGCAGGAGUCAGCGUGUUACCUUCCCCCCUGGAGCGCCCUCCUCUGGUGGCCGUGUUGGCCGUGUUGCAGUGCACGCUGCUGCUGGCGGCCGAUCUGCUUUCCCCGGCGCUGUCCCCCGUGGUGCCCGUCACCUUACAGGUCCUGUCCCUGUGCUGGGGCCUGGCUCUCUGUCUCGGCUUCCUCUGCUAUGUGUUUCCACGCAUACGCUGCCCUUCCGUUCCCCACCAGGGAGUCCCCGAGGAGUCCAGGAGGAAGGCUUGGACGGGGAGCAGGAGGGCGGGGGUGAUUCUGGGGAGAGUGCUGGCAGUGUGUGCGGUCCUGGGGUCGCUGUGCUGUGGGCUGCAUGUGCAUGCCACCUUAUGGCUCUACGGACUGCUGGGAAACUGGACGCGCUUCAAUUGGGGCUGGUGGCUGGUGCACUUCUGGGCCCGGCUCCUGGAGCUGGCCUGGGGGUUCUCCCUUUUACUCCUGGCUUCCUGGGUGUUCUGGAGGCCUCAAGGUUGCCAUGGAAGGGAGGAAGGCGGACCAGAUGGCAGAGCAGCGGGGGACCUGCCUUCCCCUGGACAAUCUACAGGCUCCCCUCAAAGACACACCUGCUGGUCCAAGAUAGUCCAGAGCCUGACGGAGAAGCCCUGUCGAAAGUCUGACAGUAAUGGGGUGGGAGGAGGAGGAGGAGGAGGAGGAGGAGGAAUAGGAGGAGGAGGAGGAGCAGGACCUGGUGAGGUGCCCAACAACUGGGCUGGUCAGGAUCGCCCUGGAGCGGACAUCAGCAAGAGUCUGAUCAGAAACCAGAACCACGAGCUGGCCGGCGCCCAGCCGCGCAUCGUCAAAGACAGCAACCAGGGCCGAAACCACCGGGGCCACUCUGCAGAACGAGGCCCGUCCGACGGCUCCACCGGCUCCCUGCUGAGACUGCAUGCUCUGGGUCGGCCCCCGCAGCGCUCGGCGAGCGGCAGUCUGGAUCCGGAUCGGGACGCUUCCCUGUCGCUUUACGAGUUUGACUUGCGGCCCCCGUCUCCCAUCGACCUGACCCGCAGCAUCGACGAGGCCCUGAACAGGGAGCACCUGUUUGGAGGAGGGAGCCUGUUUCGUCCUCUGAACCUGACCUCGCAGUCGCCCUCCCCGGGGUCAGGGGUCAGCCCGGGGCCUUGGCUCCGCAGGAACAGUGAUCCCCAGCUGCUCUCCGAGAGCAGCGACGCCCCGACAGAGUCCUCCAUGCCGCUGGGGGGCAGCAUUCUCAGCAGUGUGCCCAGCAGGCAGGUGACCGCUCCCCCUACGCCCUCCCACCAGGGUCACCGGUGGGCUGGGAACGAGGCGGGGAGCGUCCCCUCUUCGGUGUCCUGCCCCGUGUCGCUGCGUCCCUCCAGGACGUCGACGGGGAACCUCGGGGAGGACGGCGUGGACGACACGCGGCCGUUCAUCACCCCGGACUCGGAGAGGGUGCGGGGGAGGGCCAGGAGGCCGGCGGGGUCGCGGAGCUACCUGGAGGUCAGCCGGCAUGACGACUCCGCCAGCGUCAGCAGUGAAAUCAUCGAUCUAUGAACCGAAUCCUGGAGGACCGAUGACAUUCAAACACACAGUUACCAAAUCCUGUUCCCGACCAAGACUUCAAACAACAUUAAGAAAAAACAUGAUCAAUGAACUGCCUGAAAUUCAUUUAAUUUCAGGAGAGGGAAAGUAUUUCAAAGUUUCUCUUGGUGAAGACCUGAAAGUAGAGUUGCCUUUUUUAUUUUCUUGUUAAAGGGUUUAACAACUGUUUGUGGAACACAUACAGCUUUUACUCUGACGGGGAAGCUGGGAGAUAAAGAGAUAAAGCACAGAUACAUCUUUCCAUCUCUUUCCAUCUUUUUCCCUCACACACACACACACACACAUUUACCUGCCUCUCUUUUUCUUGUCCUGUUAUUCUCUCAAACACACACACACACACACACACACACACACACACACACACACACACACAUUUACCUGCCUCUCUUUUUCUUGUCCUGUUAUUCUCUCAAACACACACACACACACACACACACACACACACACACACACAUUUACCUGCCUCUCUUUUUCUUGUCCUGUUAUUCUCUCAAACACACACACACACACACACACACACUUACCUGCCUCUCUUUUUCUUGUCCUGUUAUUCUCUCAAACACACACACACACACACACACACACUUACCUGCCUCUCUUUUUCUUGUCCUGUUAUUCUCUCAAACACACACACACACCUGCAUAACACUGGUAUCACUCUUGAGUACACUGGGACCAUCCUUACGACUCUUUAGCGACCCCCCCCCCCCCCCCCCCCAAUCCCAAUCCCAAUCCCAAUCCUUGUAAAGGGUAAAAAAAAGACGUCUGUAGCCCCCAAUUUCUAUUAUUUCUGUGGGGAAGAAAAAGAAAGAAGGAAAAAAACCAAAAAAAAAACCUGCAUAUCAACCAAACGUCAUAGCUUUUCAUAGAGUUUAUUUGCUGUCGUCCAUAUUCCCAUAAUGCUUUGUGAUGUAAAAGAUGUGCCAUACAUAACCUCGGUUGGUUCCCGUGCUGUCGUCUUACCGGUAUCGCAGUGACACGUGCAACAGAUUGCUGUUUCUAGGCCCCGGUAACGUGCCGGUGCUGUCGUCGUCGUCCGCGCUCCCCCUUCGUAUGUUAACGUGAAGCCGGUCGCAUAAACAGGCGAGCAGUUAAUAAAACGUCCGGAGACGUGAGGACUCUCGACUGCAUUUUCAACGGGGAUUUAAAACGAAGAACAUUAAAUCACAAUCCGUUGCAAUCGAAAUCGAUUCCGACUUGUUUUGACACGUGUCAAAUAUUUUAAGCGCUGCACACGAGACCGGCUUGGCAUGAAACCUCAGAUCUCAUAUAAUAGAACCCUGACUCCAUUAACAGAGCACUUAACUGUAAGCCUGAGCACUAGACUGAAGUAUUUUACUACCCGAGAAGGAAAAAUGUCUUUCAAAUAUAUGAUGUAUAAGCAACAAUGUAAAUAAGGUUAUUUUUGGAUGUUCAUGAAUAAAGAUGUAUUUGAAACAUA